Pochonia chlamydosporia 170 is the source of this 1674-nucleotide messenger RNA. Its product is annotated as peptidase S33, tripeptidyl-peptidase. Lineage: Eukaryota; Fungi; Ascomycota; Sordariomycetes; Hypocreales; Clavicipitaceae. Bases 1 to 1674 code for a protein of 557 amino acids. The transcript has 5 exons. The record is from RefSeq and is a predicted model, not a curated record.
AUGAUUUCAGCCAGCGUCGCUCUGCGGCUGCUGUUGCCCUUGUCGGCCAUCACAGUUGCGGCAACAGACACUCAAAUCAGGCUUCAGCCAAUCGACACACAAGUUGACAUCGAAGGAGUCGCGACAGCAGCUUCGUCGCAAGGGAAGAACAGCAUCAUUCAAUGGGGAAAAUGCAAUGACAGCAAUUUGGACAACACAAUUCCCGUGGACUGUGGCUACCUCGAGCUGCCCCUGGACUAUACGGACCUGGAAUCCAAUUCUACGCUCAACCUCGCGCUCUUGCGUGUCCCCGCAGCCACUCAGCCGGCCAAGGGAAGCAUUAUUCUCAACUUCGGUGGACCUGGUGUACCAGGACGAGAAUCGUUGGCAAGCGCUGGCCAAUUGCUGCAAAUCGGCACCGGCACCACACUGCCAUUUCGAUGUCUGGAAGGCUCCUACGAAUUGGGUUCUUUUGUGAGUAGCCAAGUUCUACCAGACAUCACCCAAAAGGACGCCUUGGGCAGGCUUUGGGCUCGUGGCACAAUCGACGCAAAUAUCUGUGCGCGGCGUCGUAACGACACUGGUCGUCUUCUGGGAACGGCCUUUGUCGCUAGAGACGUGGUAGAGAUUGCCAAGUCCCUCGGUGAGGAUGACAUGGUUCGUUAUUGGGGAUUUUCAUACGGCACAACACUUGGCGCUACACUUGUCGCCAUGUUCCCUGAAAAGGUUGACAAGGUUAUACUCGACGGCGUCCAAAACCCUCACCAAUACUAUCACUCCCAAGGCGACUUUGAAGAAUGGUCCCAAACAGACGAGGUAUUCUCUGCCAUAUUCGUGCACUGCCUGAAUAAUCCGACUGAAUGUCGGCUCGCAAAACACUACAAGACGGCAGAAGAGCUAGAGAAUGCGAUUUGGAAGAUGAUUGACACACUGAAAUACCACCCCGUACCUAUGGACCGGUACAUUAUAGACAACACAGCCGUAAAUGCCUUGAUACAGGGUGCGUUGUAUGCAACGAAAUACUGGCAAAAUCUGACGACGGUGCUCGACAUGCUUCUCACAAACAACAUUGACAAGGAUGUCAUGAUGGACGCUCUGAGGAACAUCCGUAUGCCUUUGGACGAAGAUGACCUCCUCCCCACAACAGACGCUGUGUUUGCGCUCUUGGGAAUCCACUGUUCAGAACGAUCCGUGCGGGCCAAGACAUACGACGAGUUUCUGCCGACGUUGCACCGUCUUUACAAUACGAGUCGUGUCAUCGCCAGUGCUUCUCUACCUGGGUGCAUGACCUGUGCACAAUGGUCCAUGGACGCCAAGGAGCGGUACGAGGGAGAUUUUCGAGUUCAUCCCAAGAACCCGGUCCUGAUUAUUGGAAAUACAUAUGAUGCACAUACGCCUAUUCGGUCUGCCCGCAACAUCAGCUCGGGUUUCAAGGACAGUGUUGUUUUAGAAGUUGAUGGUUAUGGACAUUCAUCGUUACGACUGCCCUCUGCGUGCACUUUGGAGAAAAUAUCUGCUUAUUGGUCGACCGGGGCAAUGCCAUUGCCUAACACGGUCUGUCAAGUGGAUUCUCCCCCAUUUUCCAAUAUCACUUGGUUUGACGUCAUCAAGAACUCGACCUUUGGGACACUAGAUACGAGGAUUGAUCGAAACUUGGACAAUGGACUCGAUAAGUUGCGGCUGUUUAGAAGAUGA